GAGCGCGCAACGUCUCGGCCUCAGCGGCAGGCAGAGGGGAAGAUGUCGGCGCCCAUCCUGAAAGUGGCGACCCCGAAAUGGGAGAAGCUGGCCCGGGGGAGCGUGUGCCUGCUCGGGGUGCUGCUGUCCGUCUACGCGUACCAUGUGGAGAGCGCCCGGGCCAGUCAGCCCGGCUACGUGGCCAUGUGCGACCUGAGCGAGCGGAUGAGCUGCACCAAGGUGUUCGGCUCGAGAUGGGGACGAGGAUUUGGCCUUGUUGGAAUCAUUUUUGGAAAAGAUAGUGCUUUGAAUCAACCAAACAGUAUAUAUGGACUUAUUUUCUAUAUACUACAAAUGUUGUUGGGUAUGACAGUGAGUGCAAUGGCUGCUUUAAUACUAAUGACGACAUCCAUAGUGUCUGUGGUGGGUGCACUGUAUCUAAGUUACAUCCUGUACUUUGUACUGAAGGAUUUUUGCAUAAUUUGCAUUACUACAUAUCUCCUGAACGUCACGCUCUUCAUCAUCAACUAUAAACGACUGGUUUACUUGAAUGAGGCCUGGAAACAGCAACUCCAAUCCAAACAGGAAUAAUCUCAAUGAUCUGCAAACUUAACACCUGGAGAGCCUGCAUCCAUUAUGUCUAUUUGGCAGUAAUUGUUUUUGAGAGAGAUGUAUAUGAUAAAAAGAAAAAUCAAAAUCAUUGAGAAACAAUUUCUUUUAAAUUGAAUACUUGUGUGGGACCCUGGACUGACUUGGUUUAUCCUCCCUCACAUGAAGAUAACUAGACAAGCCAACAGAAAGCAAGCUUUAACUGUAUUACACAUUCCUUCGAAGAUCUUUUGGUUCUGAGAAACUUGCAUACACUAAGUGAUAUUUGUUUAAACAUCCCUCCCACCCCCCAUAAAAGUAAACUGCGUGUUAAAUUGUGAAUGAAAGUGCCUUUGUUCGAGGAAUUUUUAAAAAAAUCAUAAGUGUUUUAUAUUGCACAGGAAGUGACUAAUGGCAUUCUUCAGUCUUGGUGGUCUAAUGAAUGGGUCUGGAAAUUGUCUCUCUUGGCUAAAUGACCUGAUGAGAAUGUUGUAAGUCCAAAUUCUUCCAGUACAGUUAGAAUUUGUCUUGGGAGAUGGUAUUGUUACACUUAAAAACGCUCAGGUCCUCUAGGACUAGCUUUUUUCUGAGUGCAUGGAUGAUUUUAAAAGGCCAGCAACUAUGCAGUCACAGCAUGCCACAAAGGUAUUUAAACUAGCCCAGUUUGGAGUGCGAGAAAGUUCUCGUCACACCUUACUAGGAUUAUAAACUUGCUUCAGUGAAUCUAAUAGAGCCAAUAUUUCAUGUAAAGGUAUAUCUCUCUAAAAUUGACCCUUUUUAAUAAAAGUGCAGUCAAUUGGUCAGUGAUUUUUAACAAAGUUUAAAAAAAAAGUUCAUGUUGCACUUUAGGAGAUUUUCAUUUUGAAUUCUAGUUUUACUGUUUGUUUCAGUAGUUUAAUACUGCCACUACUAAUGCAGCAGCAUCAUGUUAAAACAAUAUAAAUGUGGUCAAUCAAGCCGACAAUGUUUUUUAAUUUUAAAAAAAAGGACCUUGUUUAAGGGACUCCUAUUCAAUUUGAUCGUGCUGCAUACAACUUUACUUUUGUCAAAGUAGUAUUUUGUUUAUAUUGUGAUCUUAAUUCGGCUGAAGAUAUUUUUCUGUAAUUAUCACCAUUGUGCCAUGUUAAUUAAUAGUCGAUAAUUUCUGAAGAGUUUCUACAUUAAAAUAUAGUCUACUAAUAAAUUGAUUGUGUUGGCUAGGAUGGAGGCUUUAUUCUGUAUUUAAGCUCAAUUUGAUGUGUGCAAACUAUUCGUUGCUUGAACAAAAAUAAAUCCUUACAUUCUAUAAAUGGCUGCUGUCCAGAAGUUGAAAAAUACAACUUCACAAUGUUGAUUUUAGGGUGGCUUGUGACGACUUGUUUUCUCCCACCACUCCAUUUUAUUCAGAUGGACAUUUUAGCAGAAUAGGUUUUUGCUUGGCUUUGAAAUAUCCUUGCUAAUGUGGUUCAGUGCCUCCAAGUGUUGCUGAAGGGUUAUAGUUGUGCAUAUUCAGUAUUUGACGGUAUACUGACCACCUAUCAUGUUUUAAUUGAGAUCUUUUGUAUCCUUACAGAAAUGGAGCUCUCAGUUAAGUGUUGAUGCCCCCAAAAUAGUUUGGCAGCAAAUUAAGUUUUUUUCAAACUUAAUAUGAUUAAUUACAUCAAGAAGCAUCCUGAGUCAUUGAGCAAGCCUGAUACCCUAACAACCUUCUAAAUCUGCCAAGUAGCUUAUGAUUUCAUUAGAAGGAGGUUACUUUAAUUUUGUAGAACCCAACCUGUUGAACUGUAUUGUCUAAGUGAUUAAUAGAUUAGUGUAGUACUUGGAACUGGUAACUAUUGGUUCAUAGCAGCAGUGUUCAAAGAACAAUUCUUCUGACUAAAACUUCUAAAAAAAAAUAAUGCCUAUGAACCAAACAAGCUUCAAUAAAAUAUAUCAAUGUUAGUAUACCUCAGAGACUGUGUUCAUAAACACAGGAUCCAGCUGUUGUGACUGAUAAAUGUAUUGUGACCCAACGGUUAAUCGUCAUUUUCUUUAUCCUGCCUACUUGCCAAUGUGGAGUUGUGUUUAUAAGAUGGGGCAACUUUUUCCAUCAGGUAUCUACUACUGGUAGAAAAUUCAUAUCCAUCAGAUUUUAUAUUUGCAAAUGGGCAAUUGUCUAACAGUUUUUUUUGUUGAUCUUAAAUCUUGUUAAUGUGUAGGAUGCUGUACAUGUAAACUUAGUAAUUUAUGCACUAUUUUCUGAACACUAAAUUUGCUGUCUUUGUGUCUUUACCAAAUUGGGUCUUUUUUGUAGCCUUUGUGCUGUAAGUGUUUUAAUGGCAAACCUUAAUGCAGUUACUAUUCAUCCAUUAAUGCAAAUAACUGAGGAUGUUGGGUACAGUUAAAGCUUGUCUCAUGGGAUAUGAAUCCUGGACAUGGGGAAUUGCAUUUCUUGUAUCUGUGCUCCUUGAAGCUGCUGGUACAGUAAGUUACCUGAAGUCUGUCUGAGCUCCAGAAGACCACUGAAUGCUAUUGUACUAUUAUUGUGACAUUCCUGUGACCCAAUAAGCUGUAAAAAUUCCAAAGGAGUUUACUGAUCCUGUAGCACCAAUUCUUUAUAUCUUGGCUGUAGAUGACAUUUAUGCUCAUCUUUGAUCCUGUUUUUUAUGUUGAACUAUAUUAGGUAAUGGCAAUUCUACAUAUAUUUGAUUUGAAACCAGUCUAAUAUUGAUUUUUAGCCAAUGCAUUGGACUUGGCUAAAAUGUUUUACUAUGUGCACCUCUUGGUGUAAUGCCUUUAUUAACAACAGAGGGAUGGACAAAUUUAAAAUCUUUAAAUCCUGUUAUAUUUACCCUUUACUUUCCCCACCAUGAUUUGUUUAUAUUGCACUGUCUAGCAUGAAGCCCAUGUUUAUUGCUCAAGAUGUACUGUAACUAUAGAUUCAUUCCUAUUGAUACUGGCCUAUCAGUACUUAUUCCUGGUCUCGGCAUUAACACAGGCACGAGCAGACCCUAAUUCUGAAGCGGUAAACCAAGUUUCCGCUACAGUAAAUCAUUGUCUAUUCAACAUGAACAUGACAGGGUGACAAAUGCUGUUUAUUUUUGUAAAACUAUUUAGCAUGGCAGAAGUAGUAUGUUCUUGAUCUGUAUAAUAUGUUCCAUCAGAGUUAUUUAUUAAUGCUGCUUCAAGCUCAUGAGCACGUGUUAAAACUUUUAAGGUGGACUCUGGGCAUUGAUCCCCUUCACAGCCACAGAUGAGAACUGUUUUAUAAUAGGUUCAGGAAUAUGAUUUUGCUAAAUAGCAAAAAUUGUAAAUAUGUAUGAAUGUGUAUUCAUUGCACAGAAUUUUUUGGUAUGAAAUAAAUGUAGAAUCUACAUGA
Messenger RNA from Hemiscyllium ocellatum (epaulette shark), 3904 nucleotides. RefSeq names its product vitamin K epoxide reductase complex, subunit 1-like 1 (gene vkorc1l1). The transcript is spliced from 3 exons. The record is from RefSeq and is a predicted model, not a curated record. Gene Ontology annotation, biological process: peptidyl-glutamic acid carboxylation; vitamin K metabolic process. NCBI's taxonomy places the organism in Eukaryota, Metazoa, Chordata, Chondrichthyes, Orectolobiformes, Hemiscylliidae. Gene Ontology annotation, molecular function: vitamin-K-epoxide reductase (warfarin-sensitive) activity. Bases 43 to 570 code for a protein of 175 amino acids.